Molecule: messenger RNA, 1983 nt
Organism: Venturia canescens
Lineage: Eukaryota; Metazoa; Arthropoda; Insecta; Hymenoptera; Ichneumonidae
Gene: CSN3
Product: COP9 signalosome subunit 3
Exons: 4
Coding region: 464-1804 (446 amino acids)
Biological process (GO): ubiquitin-dependent protein catabolic process
Cellular component (GO): COP9 signalosome
Source: RefSeq, a predicted model, not a curated record
UUUGUCGUUAGUUACGACCAUAUAAAAUCGUUUAUCGCGCGACAAAAGCGCCGCGACGAUGAGCCCACGAAUCAAAAAUUCGAAAUUAUAGUCGGCCUAGUUCACGGAGGUGAAAACCUUCGGGUAACGGUAUCGUCAAAAAACAACAGCACUAAUAAAUUUUGUAUACGUACACACACGCCCGCUCUCUCAAGCCCGCUACUGCCCGCUACUGUCGUCGGUGAUUGGAGAAAAAAAAAAUUUUACCUGCAACCUGGAAGGAAGAAGAAGAACGCGAAACACGACGCGACGACUGUCGACUGUGACUGCUAUUCCACGCGCGACAAGUAUUUAUCGACCAUCAAGUACUUCUUGUAAAUAAAAAAUCGUGCUUUUUGUGGACAAUACCAAUACAUAUGUACAUACGCAUAUACUUGGAACGUAGUAGGAAAUUUGGUAAUGAUAAGGAAAGAACGUCGGUAAUAUGGCAUCAGCCCUGGAACAGUUUGUAAACAAUGUUCAGACUCUUUCGACGCAAGGUGAUUUUAGUGAUCUGCGCGAUGUCAUAAUAAAAUCCAGUCAAGUUCUCGUCAAAAAUGGUCUACACCUCGACAACGUUCUGGAAACCCUCGAUCUGCAACAACACUCGUUGGGAAUUCUCGCUGUCCUCGUUGCCAAACUCUCUCUGCCGAACGUCAGCGCGGCCAAUAAUGCCGAAUCUUACAAAACGCUAUUCAAUCAAGUUCAAGAGUUCAUCGUCGGAUGCAACGGCGAACAGGCGCGCUUCGCACCUGACACAUAUGCAGAAUUGUGCCACCUGUUGACGCAAUCGCUGGUGGAACUGCGAACGCCCCUGAGAGGAAUUGAGCUGUUGCGCAGAGCGAUAAGAAAGAUUCAACUGUUUGACAGUCAAUUGACGUCGAUACACGCCGAUCUCUGUCAAUUGUGCCUACUGUCGAAAUGUUUCAAACCAGCCUUAGAGUUUCUGGACACGGACGUCACCGGCAUAAGCCAAGAAGGCGGACAAUUCGAUUCCAAACACUUUUUGCUCUAUUACUAUUACGGCGGCAUGAUUUAUACCGCGUUAAAGAAUUAUGAUCGGGCGUUUUACUUUUUCGAAGUUUGUAUGACUAUUCCGGCAAUGGCCCUCAGUCACAUCAUGCUCGAAGCUUACAAAAAAUAUAUCCUCGUGUCGCUCAUACUUCACGGAAAAAUUUUCAAUACCCCUAAUUAUUCGAGAUCCGUCGUCAUAAGAUUCGUCAAACCUCUUAGCCAAGCCUACCAGGAACUUGCCUCCGCUUACGCUACCAAUACUUGCGAUCAAGUCCAAAACGUUAUCGUUAAAUAUCAAGAACUCUUUGCGCGUGAUCAUAAUCUUGGUCUUGUCAAACAAGUCCUCGCCUACUUGUACAAAAAAAAUAUACAGAGGCUGACCAAAACAUUUCUCACUCUGAGUCUCACAGACGUCGCCAGCAGAGUCCAACUGUCCGGACCGACAGACGCAGAAAAAUAUAUUUUGAAUAUGAUUGAAGAUGGCGAAAUAUACGCAACGAUCAAUCAGAAGGAUGGAAUGGUCAUAUUUCACGAUGACCCUGAAAAAUACAAUUCCCCGCGGAUGUUGGCCAAGCUGGAGAAGGAGAUGGCGGCUUGCGCAGAGUUGGACAAGAGAGUCGUCGAAAUGGAGGAAGAAGUGAUGGUCACGCCGCGUUACGUUCACAAAGCAUGCGGACAGAAUGAUCAGGAGGAUCAGCAAACCUCCGGUCCGCCUCCGACGAACGUUACCAAUCCUCAAGGUCAACCUAAACACAGCGCCUACUCCAUGUAAUGCCAACAAACGACUGGUACCCUCCCCCUCCCCCUUACCCGUUAACCUUAUUGAUGAGAUGUAACGAGAGAAAAAAAAAUGAAAAUACAACCAAAUAAAAUCGAUUAAAUCUCGCUACUGAAUUGUAUGAAGAAAUCAAUAGAAAAACAGAGAAAAGUAAAAUUCAAUUUUCUUUUCAA